Rotaria sordida is the source of this 276-nucleotide messenger RNA. Lineage: Eukaryota; Metazoa; Rotifera; Eurotatoria; Philodinida; Philodinidae. The record is from the annotation of a GenBank genome assembly.
AUGAUCGAACAACUUCUUCGUCAAUUAUUUUCUGCUCGAUGUCAAUUAACAUCUCUUCGACUUGAUAUUAGCAAUGAAUUUCGGUAUGGUGGUAUUCAUGGAUGUUUAGCGUCAAAUUCUCAUCUCUUUUCCAAUUUUAUUCAAUGUCAAUUUUCAUCUUGUUGUGUGACUCUUCGUCGUUUACACAUUCGUCUUAAUCAGACACGUUUUCUGGAAAGUCUUAUUGAACAUGUACCUAAUCUCGAAAAAAUAUUUGUGGAGUUUCAUUCUUCAUUA